Messenger RNA from Sycon ciliatum, 1471 nucleotides. RefSeq names its product intraflagellar transport protein 57 homolog. Gene Ontology annotation, cellular component: Golgi apparatus; intraciliary transport particle B; centrosome. The record is from RefSeq and is a predicted model, not a curated record. Lineage: Eukaryota; Metazoa; Porifera; Calcarea; Leucosolenida; Sycettidae. Gene Ontology annotation, biological process: intraciliary transport; non-motile cilium assembly.
GUCAUUCGUGUGAGAGCGAACGGAUCGCGGAGCGAGAUUGUUUUCUUCACACAGAAGUCGAUGUGGAGCUGCAUAGCAGCAGUGGAAGCGUGAAACUUCAAAGCCACUCCAUUCCCAAGCUCAAUAAAACUAAAAGCCUGGCGAGACUGCCCCAGCCUGGACAGUCAGUUUUCGUUCUCCGACGCAGAGUUAGUCUAGGUCAGUGUGCUGCUUGUAGCGAUCGCGUCGUGGACAACAACACCCGGGACUCGCUGUUCACAGUAAUAGCGACAUAUUCAAUACAGUCUUGCCGUCGGGUCAAACAGGAGUGCGUUUUGAAUAAGAAAAUUUAUAGCCAUAGUUCGAAUGCUGAGGAACUUGUCAAGACGUUUAGUGAUAGUAGUGACUGGCGUAGUAGAUUAGAACCCUAAUGGCCUAAGUGUUGAGUGGACGGAUCGCCAUAAGCGCUGGAACCGGUGUUGACCGAUAGUUGUCUUUGCGGCUGCUAUUUACAUGGUUUUUGACGGACUUGGUGGGAGAGCAAGAGCUGGGGCAAAGGAGCUUUGUUACUCUCGCACUGUAGACUGUAGUCCAGACAGACACGUCGGACACUGUCUUGCCGUGUUUGCAUGUACGUGACGAUAUCGCUACCCUGAUACUGCACGGGCCAGUGACUUGACCUGCUCCGCGUGGCGUGUCUAGCUCCUCGGCCAGUCCCUGGUUCUCACCGUUCUCUCAGCGGCUGUAUGCUCUGGUUCGAUCCCUGGUUGCGGAGAGAGACAGCUGCUGGACUGACGCAGUUGCAAAAGUUUAUCAUCUGCUGCGGUUGCAGCGACACCAGCACGCCGUUGCCAGUUAUUGGAUAUAUUUAUCCGUUUUGGUCCGCGAAUCCAAAUAAAAUCAUCAACGACAACAACAGUACCGGACGUGUGUGAUCUCAGCCUAUGUAUGAUCAUAGCGUGCCGUGAGCAGCCAGGGUACGUAGCCAGAGUGAGUAGCCAGGGUGCAUAGCCUGGGUGAGUAGCCAGGGCGAAUAGCCAGGGUGCGUAGCCAGGGUUCGUAGCCAGGGUGAGCAGCCAGGGCGAGUAUGGCAGAGGCCGGUGAAGACUCGGGACGUCGUGGAGGUGGCGGCGGUGGUGGAGAUGCUCCCGUGGCUGGCUCGCUGUUUAUACCGGUUAUGAUGAUGGAAGACUUACUGGACAAGUUGAAGCUGCUGAAUUAUGAACAUGAAUUCUGCGCGCAGAAUGAGAUUCGGCCAUUCCCCAGGCAUCAUUUUGCGUUGGCGGGAGACACGAGUCAGCAAUUCUUUCACUUUGCGUCGCUGGUGUCGUGGCUACUGUCCUUGCAGGGCAAGAAGAUGGAGAAAAUGCAGGAGUACGAUGACCCGAACGCCGUCGUUUCCACGGUGAUAACAAACCUCAAGGCGGCGGGAGUACCGGCUAACUUCCCGCCGAGUCGCUUGAAGCAAGGACACGGAGAGAGUGUCCUGCAG